Molecule: messenger RNA, 2358 nt
Organism: Priapulus caudatus
Lineage: Eukaryota; Metazoa; Priapulida; Priapulimorpha; Priapulimorphida; Priapulidae
Product: plasminogen receptor (KT)-like
Exons: 5
Coding region: 217-681 (154 amino acids)
Biological process (GO): positive regulation of plasminogen activation
Cellular component (GO): plasma membrane
Source: RefSeq, a predicted model, not a curated record
GUAAGAGCGAGUACCCGUCUACACAAACAACAACACGACAUAAACUCUCACACCAACGAAACACCGGUUUCAGUGUCUCUGUGACUGUGAAGUCUGAGAAGAGUAAGAAGAGCAAAAACGAAGAACACAACCCCGGCCCUGGUGUAAUAGGGGUUUGGAACCUCAGGCACAGGCAGCUACAACCGACCCAAGCGACGAUAUCAGCUAGUAGUAAAGAUGGGGUCGAUUGUUGGCAAAGCAAUGGACGAUAACAUGAAGAAGCAACAAGAAUUUAUGCUUGCCACUCAGCGUCUUGCGAUGGAGCGCCAAAUCCAGAUGCAGAAUCAAAUGAGGGAGCGAAUGAUGGCAAUGCAGAUUGCCAAAUCACGAGAGUUCUUCUGGUGGUGGGCAGCCUUUUAUAGUUUGGCCGCCCCUGCAAUGAUGAUCGGUGCAAAGCGCCAAGGAAACCACGCGAUAGCUGUACCAUUAGUUCCCCUGACAUUUGUUGUUGGCUAUUUAGCAGACAUGGCAUAUGGCAACAAACUUGAAAGGAUACGACAUGAAGCAGAGAUAAUUCUUCAGGAUACUCCGGAUAUGUUGACACUACCCAGCGGUACGCCGACAUAUAACACCAUAGAGAGAGCGAGACUCGCACAGAAGGAUGCUCAAGAGUUGGAGUCGAAGAACGAGCUUUUCCUUUAAGACUAAUGAAGCUUUCAUAGUUGACCUAAUGCUGGAAUUGGACACAUCAUUAACAAAUAAGUCAAUUUAUUAUUCCUCGAACUAUCAGACAAAUAUUUGGCGUUACAAUUGGGACUUCAGUAUUUUUCAUAUGAAUGGUUUUGAUCAGUUUCAUGUUGGAGUUUCUUAGCCAAAAAUGGAAGAAAUUGUUGAUCCAAGCAGUUAAUUUUUAUUUAAUGAAUAACUGGAAUUAUUGUCUGAGAUCUGUUCAGGUCUGUGCUUCCAUUCUCGUCUAUCUCCUUAAUGGACCCUAGCUAGUAUUCUAGAGUUGUUCUAGGCUAGUGUGCUCAACUAAUUAUAUCAGUGUUAACUCUGUUGUGUACCGAAUUAAUUACAGCUAGUGCUGUUGACAGUGUUACUGUGGGCUUGAACUGAAGUUGCAUAAAAUUUGCACCUGAGAUACUCAAUGAAAGCACCACCAUUACUUUAGCUUGUUAAUACCUAUAAUAUCUAGUAUGCACAAAAUGUCUUGUUACUUUUAUAACAAAGAUGGGUGUUACUAUUUUAUUUGUAUUCGAUCUUAAAAUUAGCUCAAUUUAUUCUGCUGCACUGAUCACAGAGAACCUACAAAGUAUAUCAGCAGGAAUACGUCUAGCUAUAGUUACUAUUAGCAGUCGUGUAUGUAUUUUUACUAGUCACCUUUAGUAUUUGUGGAAACAAUACGUGUGCCUAUAAGUGUUACAUCUAUCUAAUCUAUCUAUCUAACAAACAUGUAGGAAAGAAAUAUUAGAUAUUACAUGAUGUGUAUAGAAUAGAAUGUCAGGUGUCAGAUGUGUAUAGUAACAUAUUCACACAUUUGAUUAAAAUGUGUGAUCAGUUGGAAACAUUGUUUCAUGUACUAUAUUGAAGCACCAUGUGUGUAAACUAAUAGAUCAAAGGUGGCUGUAGUAAGAUCAGGAGUAAACUUUAACUUCCAAAUUACUAUUUAGUUAUUUGAAAAGGACUUGGACCACUUUCACUCCUGCUACCUUUGAUCAGUGACAGCAAGAUCUGUCACUAAUCAUUGCUGUGAGUGACGAAUUGUGUCAACAAGUUUAGUAACUUGUCUGCCAUACUACACUACACAUGAAUUUAGUACAGUAACAAACAAAUGUUAGACUGAAGACUAAUACAGGGUCCCCACAGCCUUUGAAAGUUCUUGAAUUUUGUCCUUUGUCAUUGAAAGUCCUUAAUUUUUCCCUUUGUUAUUGAAAGUCCUUGGAAAUAGGUCUAAGUCCUUAUUUUAUGUCUAAUGUCCUGGAGUUUUACAUUUUUGACCUAAAAUAAAAAGUAAAUCUUCAUUGCUGGUUAUCUAACUGACCCUUAAGUCUUCGAUAAAAAAUUCACAUGUCAUUGUCUACUAAUGUACUCUACCAAAGUAGUUUGUUUUGUCUCUAAUUUUCACGUGCAGAUGGUGUAGCGGUCUAGACUACAAGUUCGUCAUUUUAAUAUUUAUUUAUUCCUCCGUGUUCAUAUUUUCCUACACAAUUGUGUCAAUUUGUGUGUAAUUUGUGUGUAGGAAAAUACACUGAUCUAUAAAUAAAAAAUUAUAAUAGUCAGCAUAUAGAAUUACGAUCCCUACCCAUGCACCCAUGACUAAAAAGGGUAAAUAAACUAGUUUUAGCAGAUACUGUUCUGUGAAUUUUGGAUUAAAUUUAA